Messenger RNA from Colletotrichum higginsianum IMI 349063, 2253 nucleotides. Its product is annotated as Chitin synthase activator. NCBI's taxonomy places the organism in Eukaryota, Fungi, Ascomycota, Sordariomycetes, Glomerellales, Glomerellaceae. The coding region runs from base 1 to 2253 and encodes 750 amino acids. Gene Ontology annotation, molecular function: protein binding. The transcript is spliced from 2 exons. The record is from RefSeq and is a predicted model, not a curated record.
AUGGCGGCUGCGACGGCUUCUACGCCGCCCGUCAUGUCUCCGACUGCAAGCCCGAAUCAUCUUCGAAAGCACUUGUCACCCGAGCGACUGACUUUCGGCGACGAUGGGGGCCGCAAUCCAGUAUCGGCAAGAAUUCGGGAUGCCCCCGCCUCCCCAGUCAGGGUGAACUUUCAAGCCGACAACUGGGCCCAGCCAUCGAAUGCGAACAUUGAGUUGGCGCAACCCUAUCAAGCAGAGUUCUCUACAGUCGAUCGUCCUCGAGAACAAAACGUACCGACCCCUCCUCAAGACACGUACAAGACCUACGAUCGGUCCCCGGGACGACAGACAUUGCCUCCACUCAAGACCUCCCCCUCGUACACUGCCGAGCCCGAGGACCUGAAUCCUGCGAAUUCCCUCGCGUCCAACAAAGCUGGUCACGAGCAAUCCCACCCGCGGGAGCGCCACACACAGGGUUCGGAUAGCUUCAGCCCACACAGCAGCACACCGCGGGUGCAAGAUGGCAACCGCCACAGUCGAGAGUCGGCCACCACCACCUCGAGCACUACACAACAACAAGCAUCGGCAGAAUCAUCUGCGACAACGAGUGCAAGCUCCAUUUCUGGCGGCCUCAAUGAGCUAUCUGAGUACAAGGAAGAUGAGUCUCCCGAGAGCUCUGUCGUGGAGGGCAACAUGCCGGGGAACCACUCCGUUCCCAUGUUCCAAUACUACCACCACCAGGAGUAUCCUCCCCGCGUCUCGAGCGUCCCCCAAGAACUCGAUACCCGUCGAUCGUCCUCUAACCCCAGCCUCAACGCCGACGGAACGCCCGUCAACCGUCACUUGACGCCAACGGGGUUCGCCAGGAGGACCUCGAUGCCGCGUCCGUCAUCAGCAUACUCUGCGAUCUCGGACUAUACGCCUAGAGGACGUUCCCCAGCUCUGAUGUCCGGGGGGUCCCAGAUGCGCACGCCGUCCGGUACUAGAAGAUCCCCGGAAACCAGGCCAGCAUCAUAUGCCGAAUUGUUGAACGUGCCAUACCCGCAACCGGCUCCUGCCCCCAUUAGCUUCGACAACAACCAGUUAAGGAGUGCGGUCGGCAACAAUGCUUCGCUUCUCAGUUCUCAGAAGACCCUUGAGAUGUAUCGCCAGAACGUCAAGAAGACCAACGAUUUCUCCAUCCAGUACUCAUUUGCUGUCUUCCUGAUCUCCACGGCCCAAGAACAAGGCCUCGACACGAGCGAGCAAGCACCGCGCAAAGCAAACUCCAGUCCCAAGAACGCAUCUACGUCGACUCCUUACGACCUCCUCCGUGAGGCCAAGGGCAUUCUUCAGAAACUUGCCAGCGGCGGCUACCCAUUUGCCCAAUACUAUCUCGCCGAUGGAUAUGCCUCUGGUCUGUUUAGCAAGGGAAAGGAGGAUUACAACCAGGCGUUUCCCCUCUUUGUUCUCGCCGCAAAGCAUGGCCACGCCGAAUCCGCAUACCGCACUGCGUUAUGCUACGAGUUCGGAUGGGGUUGUCGCAAAGAUCCUGCAAAGGCCGUCCAAUUCCUGCGCAUGUCUGCAUCGAAGCGUCAUCCCGGCGCCAUGUCCCGGCUCGGCAAGGCUUGUCUGUCUGGCGAUUUAGGCGAGAAGCGAUACCGCGAAGGUAUCAAGUGGAUGAAGCUUGCAGCUGAGGCGGCCGAUUCCGUCUACAGCGCAGCCCCCUACCAGCUAGGGUGUUUGUAUGAGACGGGAUAUGGCGACGACAUCUUCAAGGAUGAGGUCUACGCAGCCGAGCUGUUUACCGCUGCCGCAGAGCUGGGUCACCCGGAAGCCAAUUUCCGCAUGGGAGAGGCUUACGAACACGGCAAGCUCAGCUGUCCUCGGGAUCCCGCGUUGAGUGUGCACUUUUACACUGGCGCUGCCGAGCGUGGACAUGCGGCGGCCAUGAUGGGUCUUUGCGCGUGGUACAUGGUUGGUGCAGAGCCAAUCCUGGAAAAAGACGAGGAGGAGGCUUACGAAUGGUCGCGCCGUUCAGCCGAAAUGGGAUACGUCAAGGCGCAGUACGCUGUAGGCUACUUCACAGAAAUGGGUAUCGGCUGCCGGCGCGAUAUCCUAGAGGCCAAUGUAUGGUACGUCAAGGCCGCCGACGCAGGCGACGAACGUGCAAAACAGAGGCUUGCUAUAAUCGAGGCGGCUGUCAGCGGCGGGACGCCUAUGGAAGUUGCGCCGCCUCGCAGUGGAAAGAUCAACAAGAAGAGUGGCGACGACAAGGAUUGCAUAGUGAUGUGA